CAAGUCCUGUUACUGAUGUUUGCUUUCUUUAAGGUAUGUUUUGACUGUGGAGCAAAGAACCCCAGCUGGGCAAGCAUCACCUAUGGAGUGUUUCUCUGUAUCGAUUGCUCAGGGACUCACCGGUCCCUUGGCGUUCACUUGAGUUUCAUUCGGUCUACAGAGCUGGAUUCCAAUUGGUCGUGGUUCCAGCUGAGAUGCAUGCAGGUCGGAGGAAAUGCAAACGCUUCUGCUUUUUUCCACCAACAUGGGUGCACAACCAAUGACACCAAUGCCAAGUACAACAGUCGUGCUGCUCAGCUCUACAAGGAGAAGAUCAAAUCUCUUGCAACACAGGCCACGAGAAAGCAUGGGACUGAUCUGUGGACAGAUGGAUGUGGAAUGCCACCAGCAUCACCUCAAAACAAAGAGGAGGAAGAUUUUUUUGCAUCCCAUGCUUCUACCAAGGCAAAGGAUACAGAUUGGGUGUUACCAGAACCAGUUUCUCUGCAGCAGAAAACUUCAGAAAACAUUUCAGAAUCCUGUGAAGGACCAGAGCACGGACCAAGUGUUGAUGGCCUUAACACAUCCCCACAGCCUGCAUUAGAGAACACCACCUUCAUAAAAAAGAAGCCAAAUCAAGCUAAGAAGGGGCUUGGUGCCAAAAAAGGUGGUUUGGGAGCCCAAAAAGUGAGUAGCCAAAGCUUUAAUGAGAUCGAAAAACAAGCACAAGCUGUAGAUAAAAUGAAGGAACAAGAGGAUCUUCACAGUAGUAAGAAAACUGAGAAGGAAGAGCCACUUGUAUCAUCUUUAAGGUUGGCCUACAGAGAUCUUGAUAUUAAAGCAAGAGAAGAAACCUUAAACCUCUCUGGUAAGAAGAAAACAGAACUGGAGAGGCUUGGCAUGGGAUUGGGCAUCAACAGGAGUGGCAUUUCUCACUCAGUCACCUCAGAUAUGCAAACAAUAGAGCAGGAAACACCUACAAUUGCAAAGCCAAAGAAGAAGUACAUGGAUGAUGUGGAAGACUCUUACUUCUCUUCUAGCUCAAGGUACUAUGAUUCUUCAGAUUUGAGGAGCAGCACUUUCUCUAAAUGGGAUGACAAUUCAGAUGCUUUUUGGAAGAAAGAAAAUAAUAGUAAAGACAUUGAUAUAUUGUUAACAUCAAAAAGCACAGGAUUUUCAGACAGGCCUGCAUCUCGGCGUAAGCCUGAAUAUGAACCUCCUGCAAACACAGAUGAGGCACAGAAAAAAUUUGGCAAUGUCAAAGCCAUUUCAUCAGACAUGUACUUUGGAAGGCAAGAUCAGGCUGAUUAUGAAGCAAGGUCUCGGCUAGAAAGGCUUUCUGGAAGCACAUCCAUAAGUUCAGCUGACUUGUUUGAAGACCAGAGAAAACAACCAACAGGAAGCUACAAUAUUACCAGUGUCUUGCCUUCAGCUCCUGAUAUAGCUCAGUUUAAACAAGGAGUGAAAUCUGUGGCUGGCAAACUUUCUGUCCUUGCUAAUGGAGUCAUGACAUCUAUACAGGAUCGAUAUGGCUCCUAACUGAAGCUAAAGAAGGAUUUCUCUUCAGGCACACAAGUAAUCACUGCUGAUUCAAAUGAAGGUUGCCUUAAGACUGGUGAUGUUUUUGCCUGUUUCUUAGUGCAGAUUUCUGACUCAGCCUCUUCUUAGUGCUGUUGCAUCUUCGCAGAAAUCUUGCAGCAACUUGUUACAUUGCAUAUACUUUUUCUUUUUUCUUCCUUUCCAGUCUUUAUUUCUUAACAACCUUACUGUUAGAUAAGCUGAGAACUUUAUUUUAUUACUGGCUCUGUCUGUGAGGCAGGAAGGAGAAAGGAGAUGUGCUGUUUAGUAGACUGUAGCAAAAUAUACAUUUAAAUUAAACCUGUGCUUGCCAGGAAGUAAAAGCUCUUGAAGUCAUUAAUUGAUGUGCAUUAAAAUGGUGGGGAAUUAGUGGUUUAAAACAGUAUUCCAGCUAGAAGGUUCUGUGCUUAGAUGUGAAUGUGGAGAAGUCAAAACGUGGUAAUACUGAAUAGUGGAUUUCACCUUGUGGGAACAGUCUAUUUAUACCUAGUUUUGAAAGUUACAAAAAAAAUUGCAAUAUAGAAUCCUUAAGUGCUUUUAAAAAUUCUGUAUUGUGUAAAAAAUAAAAAAUAAAAAAAACUUGAAAUCUACUAAGGGCCUAAUAGAGUAGUUAAUUAAAUACUUGUUAAAAUGUUUAGCACAAUCUUAGAUUUUUGAUAAAUUAUCAAUUAUUGAAUAAGGAAAUAGUGGGGCUGUGUUUUAGACAGUCUAGAAUUUAUUGCUGAUGACAUCCUGCAUAAAAAUUAUUAUGACCUUAAAGGAAAAACUUUACAACCAAGAAUGAAUUCAAGUUAAUUCUGUUCUGUAAUUUUCUUAAUUCAGAUUUGUAAACUGCUGAUAUCUAAUAAAAACAAUUGAUAUAAAC
Messenger RNA from Cyanistes caeruleus (blue tit), 2422 nucleotides. The record is from RefSeq and is a predicted model, not a curated record. Lineage: Eukaryota; Metazoa; Chordata; Aves; Passeriformes; Paridae.